AACAAAUUAGUACGUACAUCAUACACCAUAGUCCGUAUCCUACCAAUACUAGCAAAAGGUCAAAAGAAAAAGAUGGAUGGCCUGAAAGGUGGAACCGAUCAUUUCAUGCUGGCCGGCUGAUGCUUCAACCAGUCACCUCGGUCUAUUCGGCUCCGAUACUCAACCCCGUAAAAAGAUGGCCUAGCCAUUUUGGCCCAAAAGCAAUACCCAAGUCCAACACUCCCAUCUUGUCGAAUAAUCUAAUCUCUAACUAAUUAUAUCUUUGACACCACUGUUACUUCCACUCAAUCCGGUUUUAAGGACCCCAUUCUUUGCGAUUUGUUCUGAUGUGCAGUGCAACGGUCAUUCCUGUAUUCAAAUCCUGAGAUGAAUGCGCCCACCUUUUCUUGAAUUUUCAUUGCAUUCUGCAGGCCAGUGGAAACCCCAAUUACGAUUAUCCCUCAUUGCAAGAGAUAACGUUGUUUAGAAGUGCUUCGGCUGAUACUGAUUAAAGGAAAAUAUUAGACCAAAAAUGGCGCUUCUUGAGCAACAAAACUACAAUGGUGAAUCAGACCAUAGUGAUGGAUAUGAUUCUGAUGAUUCCGAAGAAGACCCAGAUUUUGAUAUUCUUGAAGAAAGUCGAUCCAGCUUUUCCGGGCUGUCCAUUAGGAGAAAAUCCAAUCUUGGUAUUGACAAGGAAAUGAUCAAGUAUGCGGAGGGAGAAGGUGACCCAGAUGUUACAGAAGUGGUUGUUCCCGGACUUGAUGAGAAAGAUCAAAAAGGUUAUGAGACUAUUCAGAAGGUCAUUGGAGCUGGUCAGUUGGAGAAGCUUAAAGUGGAUCAGUGCAAGGUGUAUCUGAGGAAACAUGGUUUGAGAUUAACGGGCAACAAAGAAACCCUUAUUCAGCGUAUUAGAGAACAUCUUGAUAUCCUCAAUGGUGGAGGGGAGAAAAAGUACCCUGCUUCUAGUUUUCUUGUGAACUGCAAAGGUGAUGCAUGCACUGGUGACAUCAUCCUGUUCAAACAAACUGUAUAUGGAAUGUUCAACAUUGCCUCAAGGAGUGCAAGUGGGCCCCCUUGCGGGACUCGACUGGUUGCUGGCAGGAUAGUAAAAGAGAGUUAUGGUGCUGCAAAGCAACAACAUACCUUUACGAUUGAAGUACUAUGGAGCAAAGGAGAGAAAUCGCUACCCCCACUUCAUCCCCUUCUCAUCAAGGGCAGAAAUCUUUAUAGGUUAACAACAAUGAGGCAGAGGUGGGAAGAUGAAGAGGAAAGGAAAAGGAUCUUGUCAGAAAAGCAUGCUAGAGGUGCUGUUGCUCGUUCAAAUAGGGAAACUCGUGUGCUAGAAAGAGACAUGCGGAAAGUGCUGAAGUCAGAUAGGGUACUGAAGAAAGAACACAGUUUUAGAAAACAGGAAGAGAAUAGAAAACAAAUGCAAUGUUCUCUCUCCAUUCCCUUGAACAACAACAUACAACCUGAACAGCAGCCAGAGGACAUGCAGGACACUUGCCAAUCUCAACAUUUUAAGAAGAAGGAAUGCUGGGAGUUGAGAAGCUUCAAGGAUAAAACUUCUGCUAGGCAAGAAGAUCCAGGGUAUGUGCAGAUGAGGUCUAAAAUUUGCACGGAUGCUAAUGUCCCAUUGGAAGGGAAUCUUUCUAGGCGACCUUUUACCAGUAUGAAUUGCAAUCUUCCAGGGCAUCCUUCUUGGAUGAAAACCCAUGAGGUCCAAACUAAGUUCAAGAAUUCAAUGACCUCAGUUUACGGGGCGGUAAAAAAUGCCAGACACGCAAACCACAGAAGUGUUAUAAAUCAUCCAAGAGCCCCAGCUGGUUGUGAAAUUAGCAGCACUAAUUCUUUGAGUUCUUCAACAAAAAGCCAUGUAUAUGCCAAAAAUGAGAAUGCACAGCAAAAGGAUUUCUAUCAUAGAAAUUGUGGUAUGAAUAAUCCUCUGAAGAGUUCAGAGCAGAUGCGUGCUUAUGUUCGGGUUGAGAAUUUUGACGCAUCCAGGGAUAUAGUCCAAGGACAUUUAAAGGAAAAGAAGCAGCUGUGCAGGUACUAUGCUCAAGGAAGGUGUUAUUAUGGAUACAAGUGCAAGUAUUUGCACGAGGUUUAACAAAAUUAGAAACUACUAUGACCAGUUUGUCCACUCUGCUCAAUUUUCUACGGAGCUGGCUAGUUUUUUUUUUUUUAUCUGCUUUCGGCUUGUACUCAUCUGUGUUUCCGCUUCAAUCUGGAGAGGCUAUAGCGAUACUCAGGCAAACUCGUAGUUCAGUCUGGGUUGAGUGACACCGAUUCUAAUUCAAGAGAAGCUGUAAUUUUGCCGGCAGGAGAAUGGUUGACCUUUCACCAACUUGUCAACACAUUUUUGUCUCUAUGCAUUUUUGUGGCUUGCCUUGUGUCCGAGAAGAAAUGGCAGUCUAAUCUGCAAUGAAUUUCCUUUAUUGCUGUUUCAUUUCGACAAAUUAAUUUCCAACAGGCUGCCAUUUGUUCAAAGCUUGCACCUAUUUGAGCUAUGAUCCAAUUCCAGCACAAGGAGUUAACGUCAGGCACAUGUUGCAAUUUGCGCAAUAAUGCGGUUUAACAGAUUCUCUUUCUCAGUGUUGAAUGUUGACGCUUGGAGAUGUCUAAUAAAACCUGAAUAUUGCCUAUCUUUCCUGUUGGAAUAUUAGUGUAGCCUACACGAUCACAUGAUAUUGUACCAAUAUUCAUUAAUUACC
Molecule: messenger RNA, 2696 nt
Organism: Coffea eugenioides
Lineage: Eukaryota; Viridiplantae; Streptophyta; Magnoliopsida; Gentianales; Rubiaceae
Product: zinc finger CCCH domain-containing protein 62
Exons: 9
Coding region: 512-2092 (526 amino acids)
Molecular function (GO): metal ion binding
Source: RefSeq, a predicted model, not a curated record